Messenger RNA from Tigriopus californicus, 15065 nucleotides. RefSeq lists its product as uncharacterized. The record is from RefSeq and is a predicted model, not a curated record. Lineage: Eukaryota; Metazoa; Arthropoda; Copepoda; Harpacticoida; Harpacticidae. Bases 280 to 14670 code for a protein of 4796 amino acids. The transcript has 13 exons. Gene Ontology annotation, molecular function: calcium ion binding.
UCUACUCAUCUUUCCUUGUGUUUUGGGACUCCGAGGACUCUCCUUUUCACAGGCCACUGCAUCCUCUAAAUGUUUCAAUUUUAAGACUGUCCGACGAACGAGAUGAAUCCAUCAAUAUUGCUCAAAGUAAAAGAAAGAAAUACUUGUCUCUGCGGAAAUUUAUCUUUGCCUUUGAAAAAGCAUCUUUUCAUCAUCCAGACACUGAAACUGUUUGUGCAAUCAUCGGCCAGUCUUAAAAUCUUCGAAUGUUUGUACUUUGUCUCUGCACCACGCUCAUGAAUGUGUUUUUUUUUCUCUUUUCUUUUUCCUGUCCGUCCUCCUUCAGAAGUUGUCGUGGACCCUUCGGGAGAUGCGACGACCACUCUCUUUCCUGAGGCCACCCGUAAUGGCCGUCACCCUAUUGGCAUCCUCACCUCCACUGUAGAUACCUUCAUCAACCAUGGGACCACUACCGAAUAUAUGACCCAACACUUGGGCACGUACAUCAGCGAGCAGUACGCCAAGGUGGAAAGUACCUCUCGCCAAGAGUACUUUCGCAUUCAGCCUACGGCCCCGGUGAAUGAGGUCCAGCCCACGGGUUUGGUUUCAAGUAGCACGAGCUAUGAGGUGCAUGGUAGACAAACGACCGAACACUCCAUUUACCACUAUCGUUCCUACAUCGACGGCCACUAUGCACAACUUGUGUCCUCCAUUUCCAAGGUGUAUUCUGAUCCCCCCUUUAUUUCUGCCACUCCAGUGUACAAUCCCAACGGAAACGUUCAACUUGGAAGUCCUGACAAGCAUGGGGAAUACAAGUUCCCUGGGGAGCAAAUUCGCCCGUCAAAGCCCAGUGAUGAGAACAUCGUCACACGAACCAUUGGUGCCAAGUUGUCCAAGCCUUUGAAAUUGAAUGAUCUCUUGAAGAAGGAGAAGAAGAAUGGAGACUUGGAGUCCGAAUUGGAGCUCACCGAGAAUGCCAUUCGAGCUCGAUCCAUUGACGUGUCCGAAAUUGUCAUCAAACCAGAUCAAGUGGAAAAGAAAGAGAGUCUGCCCACCUUUACCGUCAGUGAGGACGGUGAACUGAAGAUCCCUGAACCUAGCAUCGAAGUUCACACCAUUGAGAAUGAGAUUGAGCCCACAGCCGCCCACCGAUUUGACCACCCCACCAAAGCCACCAAGUCUUCCUUGGACUCUGUUACUUACAUUGGUUUCGUGGACUUCACCACUACGAUUGAUGACACUGUGGUCAUGUUCCGACCAAAGAAGACCUUCAGUACCAAGAAUGGGAAUAAGAUUCUCAUCCCAAAAAUCAACCCUACCCGCUCUAUUUCUUUUGUUCCAUCCUCCUCCUUCGCAAUUCCUACAAUUGAGUCAUCGCACACAGAAUUGCCCGAAACUUACAGAACGACUCCUGUUGAAGCCCCCACGCCCUCGUCAUUAUUGGACGCCAAGGCUACUUCGAGCAGUAUCAAUCCUUUGAAGAGUCUUUUGGAUCGAAAUGCUUCGAAACGGAAAUUGUUCCCCAUCAAUAGAGGAACAGGGAACAGACCUAAGGUCACCCUGAGGCCCAGUGCCCUGCCAGGUCUCUCUGGUUUAUCUGUGAGACCCUCAAAGAGAGUCCCCGGUUCUUUAAUCUCCUCAAGUAAACCCCCUUUGAACGUUGACGAAUUGAGAGGUUCCAUUGACCCGGAAUCCGAUGUGGAGCUUGUGUAUAAGACCCUUUACACCACCUAUACAUAUUUCACAACGUUCUUCCGAGCAUCUACCACUCGAGUCAAGAGCAGAGAGGAGAUCAUUUCUAAUAUUGUUACACUGACCAACAUCCUUGACCCCACCGAUCUAGCAUCUUUGCGAAGUUCUUGCGAGGUGGACUCGACCUGUCAAUUUGCGUCUUCUUCGGAGGUCCCAGCUUAUACCAGCGGGUUCAUUGGUCGCCCUAAUUCAAGAGAAGCUUUUACAGAGCAGUCACAGGCAGAAGGAGCCAUUCGAGAAACUCCUGACACCGAUGAGGAACUUGAUGAAGACAUUAACGGUAUUUUGAGAACCUUCUAUACCACCUACACAUACUUCACUACGCUUUUUGUGGAUGGUACGUCGUCUAUUUCCACUCGAACGGAAAUCUAUUCCAACAUCAAGUCAUCUGGAGUUCCAAUCAGCAUCUUGUCGCCUGAGUCCGUGUCCAUUUUGGCCACCUCCUCUAAGGCAAUUGAAAUCGAAUCCACUUCAUCUCCCGCCAACCCCAGACGUCUUGAAUACUCUUCUAUUCAUAGAGAUGUCGCUCUCAAUAGUGAAUUGACCACCCCCAAGGAUCUUGAAGAUGAACAAGAUCAAGAAGCAGUUGAAAGCACAACUCAAGGUUCUUUCAUUGUGAUUGGAAUUACCACUGAAGCCGAAGUGACCGAAAGCACAUCUGCUAUUGCUCCCUCAUCCCCUCAAGAAGAAGAAGACAACGACGAAGAAGAUGAGCAAUCAUCUUCAAACCCUACAGAAGAUCCUGUCCCAAAUACUACUGCCAGCAGCGGCGAGGAUGGAGAACAAGAUGAAGUCACCACCGAGUCCCAGAGCUCGGAUGAAAAUAUUGAUGUUGUCUCUGCCACACCUGCCAUGAAAACAUUUUACACCACUUUCACAUACUUCACGACUUUGUUCCGAAAUGGAACCAGCUUCGUCACAAGCAACUUGGAAACUGUGACCAACACUGCUGAUGCAACCAUCGCACCGACAGCUGUCCAACCAAGUGUUACAUUUUUUACUACCUUCACUUAUUGGACCACAUCCAUUGACGGAGACAACACAAUGAUCAAGAGCUCAGAGGAGACCAGAACCGAUGUCCUUCCCGCCUCUGUGACGGAUCAGAUUAGCAUUGAACCCUCCGAUAGCCAAAGUAAUAUUAGAUUUUCCCAAAGGCCCGAAAUCGUCGCCGGGAUCUCUCCCUCGGCAGUAGAGGAUCUAUCCAUUCAGGCCACAGCCACGCCUGAUUUGGAAUCUUCUGUGGAAAGUGAAGUCACUACUACUGUUCCAAUUACCACUGACACACCAAUCUUGGAAUCAUCUCAAGGCAGUUUCGAAGACUUGGACGAUGAUUUCACCUUGAGCUCUUCUGUGGAUUCUACCACCAAAGGGCGAACUUUCACUCCGGUUAUCAGACCCAAUUUGUUCCGUGCUCGCACCAGAGGCAAUGGAAGACCCCGAGGAAGUACUACCACAACCGUUGCUAUCAUCACCAGGAGUGACGUAACUCCAACCUUGAUUGCCACCCCCGCCGAGAUCCAAGCCACGCCAACUUUCCCACUUAGCAGUAGCAGAUUCAGGUCAAGCAGUUUUGCUGGGCGAGGUAGUGCUCGAUUUGCCGCCAGCUCAAGAGGAGCCUCACCAAUCAGAUCAAGCGGUGUUUCCUCUGUCAUCAAUCCCACUCCCACGGAAAUUGAGGAUCCAGCCAAGCCCACCAUCAUUUCCAACUUGAGACUGAGGCGACCCAGUCCCUUCAGACAACGACUGAAGGAAAGACAGAGACUCCAAUUGAAGAAGUUACGAGAAGAAUCCAACGAUGAUAAUGCAGAGCCAAUUGCUGAAUCUGUCAAAGCCCAGGAAGAAGAGAAAGCAAGCUCUCCGAGUGUCCCUGUUCCUCGUUUCCCUUCAGGCCUCCCUGGAAGAACCCCCAUCUUCAUUUCGUCUCGAACAGAGAAAUUUGCAAGGAAGCCCAAGGUUGUCGCUGAUAUCCAGGAACAAGAAGUAGGAGAACAAAAUGAAGCACCCAAAGAGGAAGAAGACGAAGAGACAGAAGUCAACGGGAACUUAAGGUCUUCACCAUUUGGGUCAAAUGACCGACUCCGAGUGCAAAGAGAGCGUUCACGCUCUCGCAUCAACUCUUUGUUCAAACGUAGGAGACCUAGUUUCCUUCGACCUCGUCCUAAUUUGAGCACUGAGAAGGAACAAGACCCCGAAGUGGAUGAUCCCUUGCAAGUGCAAGAAAGCAGGCGACGAAAGCGACAGGCAAGUACUUAUGCUGAGUUUGGAGCUCGAACCCGAGUCCGCCAACCCACCUCCUCCCGCCGUGCCCCCAUCCGUGCCCGCCAAGAACCUGAGUUCUUUGACCACCUGAACAACCCACCGUUCACUGCAUUCUCCGGCUCCUCCAACCAACCCAAUCCCUCCUCACCCAAGUCCUAUGACAACGCUUAUGAUAAUUCUUUUCAUUCCAGUUUCGAAAGGGAAUCCGACUCAACUAGAAGUAGCAACAAUGUUCGUCGUCAAGUUAGCCAAGACGACAGUCCUACCCUUUCCCGCUCCCGUUCUAGAUCCCGUUUUAAUCCUAACCAAGGCCGAACCUUGCUUCGAACCCGUCCUUCAGUCCAAUCUACCACUGAACCCCCCACAUCAGCCCCUAGAACCACCACUCUAAGGCGGUCUAGGUUCCGACCUAGAACAUUAGCUAGCAGCUCACGAAAUCAAAACCGUUUCUCUUCUGACACUACCUCCUCUCGAGGAACCAGCAAUCGUUUCCCUGUCAGUCCGUUCAGACGUCCCACUUCGCCCCCUAAGACUAGUUUAUUUGAUUAUGAUUAUGACUAUGAUUACGAUUCCACCACGGAGCUUCAGUCCUCCAAAAACUCUGUUCCGGACGCCAUCACAGUAACCCAUCAAGUUCCCCUUCAAACUGUUAUCCCUGUGAGAGAGAAUGGAGAAACUGCUUACAGAGACAUCCUCACCACCAGUCCCAGUUUAGAGGUCAUUGCGGCCACUGCUUUGAAAUCGACCAACAUUGAUGGGAGCCCGGUCAUUUAUGCUAAUGCAAUUACAAAUCAACCCGUCCCUGGAACAAAAGUUAUCACUUUCGAGGCCCUUAGAGCUACUGAAACCACUGCAGUUGUGUUUACACCUACUCGAAUUAGAGGGCUUCGUACCUCCUUCUCACACAUUGUGCCCAGCACCAUUUAUAACAUCCAACCAGUAACCACAGAAAUCAUUCAACCUGUAGAUCAGAACCAGCUAUUGAGCAAACUUUUAUUGCAACUUUUGGGAGGCCAGUCCAUAAAAAGUGGUUUGAGCCCUUUGGCUAAUCCAUUGCUUCAGGGCUUACCAGCAGCUUUGGGUGGGGCACCAGCAGCACCUGCCUCCGUUCCGCCCACUCAGUUCAUUACCCAUACCAGUACCUAUGUGACCACGGUCACAAACACCCAGUCAACUGUUUUGGGCAUUACCCUUAGAGGUAGGGAGAUCAAGACUACCCUUGUCGAUAGUAUGACUGAGGUGGUAACUGCCACUGAAUAUAGCACUGAGACCAGAAUUGCCCCCACUUCUGCCGCUGCUUUUGGUGGUGGCUUGAAUACCAAUCCCAUCCAAACAGCCUUUCCUGACCUUCAACAGCAACUUCUAGCCGCCCAGCUUCAACAACAGCUCCAACAACAACAAGCACAGCAGCAACAACAACUGCUCAACCAGCAGCUUUUGUCCGCCGUGAACCUUGACACCAACGCCGCCGCUCAACUAUUAGCUGCCCAGAAGUUGCAACAGCAACAACAACUACAACAACAACAAGCUCAGAUUCUAGCCACGCAAGCCCCUGAAAUUGACACGCCCCCACCGCCCCCAGAGCCUCAAACUAGUGUUGUCACCAAAUUUGUAUCUGGUAAAACCCCUGGGGAUUUCACAAUCCUCACCUCCACCGUAACCAUUGACCCCAAUGAAAGUGAAAGGCGCAAGCGCGACAUUGCAGCAGUUCAACCUUCUCGUGUUGAACGAGUCCGACUGACUCUUGCCCCCAAUGCCGUUCUUGCUCCUGAGCCAUUGAUUGAGGCUUCAGUCAAAAGAUCGACAGCAAAUUCUGGGUCAAAUGUGUUUGAGUUGCAGUCAAGUCUCAACGAGCUAGGACCAACAUUGACUAAGGAUAAGAAAAACCUUGAAAAUACUAGGUACCUAGACAUAGCCUCGUUGCUAGGCUUAUACUCUGAGGAAGAGGAUCCUCGAGGACGAGACAAACGAGAAGAACGACAAUUCCAGACUAGACUUUUUGGGGACGUCAAGGUGGUUGUUAAAGACCCCUAUUUCCCAGAAGAGGCCAUCGAUGAACCACUGACUUUGGCUCCAAAGUUGGUACGAGAUGGAUUUGCUGUUCAACGCCAAUCUGCUACCGAUUUAGACCCCUCGCCCAUAGUAAAGACAGAGUACAGUACUUUCACUUACUUUGUUACCUCUGUGGUCGAAGACUCGACAGUGACAAAAACUGACAUAGUUGUGUCCAGUAACAUCGUUACAGAGGCUGGAAUUCCUGAGGCUACUCCUCUUUUAAAUAUUGAGAUCCAGCCUUCGUCCAGCCCUAUUAGCGACUUUGCCACCAAGACGUAUUUUACUACUUCCACUUACUAUACGACGCUAAUUGACCGAAGUACGACAAUCACGAAAACUCGAACGAAGGUGGAAUCAACCAUUGUGACGGAAACGUUUGGAGACGAGAAUCCUGGACAAAUAAGUCCUACACGAACCGUGCUGGCGCCGUCUUUGAUACCAGGAGUUAAUGAGUUGAAGUACCUGUCAUUGGGUCCUAACAUUUAUGGCCAAAUUAGGACACUAUACAACACCUAUACCUACUUCACCACUGACGCAGUGGGCGAGGUUCGAGAAAGCAAGGAGGUCAUUACGCAAAUAUCGACGUCUUUGUUCAGCACCUCGAGAUUGCCGGAGUACAUAACCUUGGACUCUAGUUUAGGAAAUGCACCUGAAAGUGGGGCGAUUUUCCCCGACAAAAACAAGCUAUCUUCCAUCAAGGAAGCUUUCCAAUCCACAAUAGCCCCUUCAAUGGGCCUUUCAUUGCCCAACACUGAUAAUGACAUUCAAAACGUCAAUGAUUUCGCCUCCAGCGUUAACCUUGAAGCACAAUUUCUCAACUCACUGAAAGAGUCAUUUGCUUCAUCCUUGUCCUCUUUAUCUGUGACCCCAACUCGACCCUUUACGGACCUCAAUCUGCCCACUGAUGGACCUGAGAUUUUGACACUGCCCAAUUCUGGUCAAACGACCCCAGGCUCAGUUAGUCCCUCGCAAACCCUCUCCACACAAUUAAGCUCCUCUGGGAGCAGUGCAGGGGGUGUCCCAGGAAACACCGCCCCGGAUGAACCUCCAACAAAUCAUGGAUCAUCUCAAGAGCAUGGCAGUCAAGAACCUGGAGCGGUACCAGACGACAACAACCACUCAGUCACCCCAGGAGGCAAUGAUAGUGGUAAUGCUUCAGGGAAUCAUGGAAACAAUGAUGUCGGAGCUACUUCGGGGGGUCAGUCCAUCAGCGGUGGAAGCGAGGUAUCCAAUCAGGGAAUUGAUCCUUCUCCAUCCUCACCUUCAACAACAACUCCCGGCAAUGGAGAAUCUGAUGGCACUUCUUCGGGAGGAGUGAUUGAUGCUGUUGUGGGUGGGCUUGGCGAGGUAUUUGGUGGUGCAACUCCAAAUGUGAACUUGGGCCCCGUUUUGGAUGCAGUGGCCACUUUGUUGCGAGGGCCCAUUCGAAGCGCCAUUGCCAAUCGUCGAAGUGAACUCUCAAAGAAGUCAGACAUUGUGCAACCAACAAGGGUAGAAGGUCGCAUCAAACCCACUGCCAAUUUACCAGCUUUUGCUAGAAUUCCUGGAGGAGAGCCCAAUUUCAUUCCAGUGGGCGGGGCAGGCAGGCUAAAGCCUUCAAGGCCGAACUAUGAGUUCAUACCACUUCAACAAAGGGAUGUCAAUGGGCCUGUACCUCUGCCCCUCAGAUCUGGACCUGAUCAAGCUUCUCCGCGAAUUGAUAUUGACUACUCGGACUCGGACGAUCUCUCCUAUUCCGGCUCCACUGACGAACCAAUUGUGACAGUUCCCAAGGAUGUCUAUGAGGCUCUCAAAAGCCAAAAGCCAGAUGAGGCCUUGUUUCUUGAUGACGACCGACUAAUCAUUAAUGAUCAUAUCAUUAAGUCGACUGAUCCACACAUCAUUGAUGUUUUGAACAGGUAUGAGCAAGGUCAUCUUUUUGGAAAGUAUGAGGGACAUCCAAUGUCUAUCAAGAUUGUGCCUGGAUUACCCAUGACUUAUCCCAGCCAAGUGGGUGUUCAGGGUGAUGCAGUCAAGAGGGGUGACUAUGUAUACAUCGGUGAUGAUUACGUAACUGCCUCAUCAGUUGGAUCAAAUUUGGACAUCAAUGGUCCAUAUCUCGGUCCACCACCCAGAAAUCAAAGACCCCAGUCUUCUCGUCCACGACCUCCUAGACAACCUUCCUUUGGUCCACCUAGAAAUAAUCCGAGUAAAUAUCCACCCAGAGGACCACCACCAAAUAGGCCUCCUCCACCAAGGCCAUUGAGUAGGCCUCCCCCGCCCCAGAGACCAGGAUCAAAGAAAUACCCCCCACGACCCAAUACCAUUCAAGGUGAACUUGACGACUCGCUCCAUGAACAUUCAACCAACAACGAAGUAGUGGUGAAAGCUCCUUUUGAUAUAAUAGCCCAAAACAAUCAGUACCCCAACCAAGGUAACAGACCUCCAUUAGACACUCAAGGUCCUCGAGGAGUAAAUCAGGGUCCCUAUACUCGUCCAGGGAGCGUUCAGGGUCCUCCGUUUAGACCUGGAUCUAACCAAGGGCCCUUUAGCCGUCCCAAUUCUAACCAAGUCCCUCCAAAUCGUCCAGGAUUUAAACAAGAUUCUCCAUCGCGGCCUGGAAUCUAUAGAGGCCAAGGCAUUCGGCCAGGAUCUAAUCAGGGUCCCUCCAAUCGCCCACCCACAAAUCAAGGUUCUCUCUUUCGACAACCAAUUCCAAACAAUGGAGGUCCAAUCAGGCCAGGAUCCAUUCAGGGCUCUCGACCCCCGCCACGACUAAGAAAUCCUAAUUUCCCUCCCAAUCGCCCUCCUCCUGGCUACGUCGGAUCACAUCGACCAAAUGGGGUUAAUCCAAAUUUAGCUGAACUGCCUCCUCCCCCCUCAAACAACGGCAACUCUUUUCCCCCACGCCAAGUAGGCCCAAAUCAAGGCAAUAAUGGCCAAAAUCCAUUUUUAGGAGGAAAAUCGACGCCGAGCCUGAACUUCAAAUCUCAGCCUGGAUCCCCAACUUUGAAUCCCCCUAGAGACUCUGAAGGUAGACCAUUGGCUCCUCCCAAACGUCAGAUUCCUUCUCCUCGACCAUCUUCCCAAUUUGACGAAUCCUCCAGACCCAAACCUCCAAUUGGGUUCGUCUCCAGUGGAUCUCCGACUCCCCUAAAUUUGCAAGGGAACAAUAUCAGACCUGUUACGCCAAAGCAACCUUAUCAAGGAGGUGAGCCUGCCGGGUUCAAGCCUCCUCCAUUCACGUCAAAUGAAAUAAUCCCUCAGACCUCUGAUGCUUAUGCUGAUAGAAAUAAAGAAGAGAAGGGCAACAAAACCAAAUCACCAUUUGAGAGGCCAGACGGUUCUUUUGUUGUCAUAAGUCAACAAAACAGAUAUGUAGGAUCCGUUUUUGGGGAUGAAGAGUUUGGUGUUAGUAGUGAUUCUCCGGUUUUGGGACCCUCUGAAUCCACAACCUCCCGGAUUGACGUUACCACCCAGAACCUUAGUCAACCCCAGACUCCCGUUCCUGUCUCUGCGGGGCCAAAUUUCCCACCCUCACCAUCAACGGCUCCACAGGGCAGACCAGAGUCACCAAGUAGAGGUCCUCCGCGAAGACCGCCCUUGCCAAUCAAAAGACCAUCUGGUCUCCUACUCCCAAGACCACCACUAUCAUCAACACCAUCUUUUAAAAGCCAAUACGAUCGGAAAGACACAACCCCGACGGAGUUUAUUCGACCAGACUUUAGAGUGACCACGCCCAGAACCAAGCCAAAUAAUUUCCUGCGUCCCAGACCCGUCAUAGCUCGACCCAACUCUGCUGAAAACCCAAGUUCCAUUGAGGUUCCGACGAGCCCAAUAAGAACUCCUCAAGCUCCCAUUGGUCCUCGUCCCAGUUCUUUUGAAAACCCUCCCAGCCCAAUAGGAACUCGCCCUAAUCCCAUUAAAACUCAACCAAAGCCUGCUGACGGACGUCCAAACAUAGUGGGAAGCCGUCCCAUUGCGAAUGGAGGGCGUCCUAACCCCCCACCAGCGGCCAUAAACCCGCCUUCUGAAUUCACCCCUAUCGAUAAUCCUUCAGAUGGACCUCCAGGUUCUCAAGCUUUACACAUCGAACUUGAACCUUCAACAGUAAAUCGCCCUUCCACCAAAUACGACAGCGGCCAAGUCAGGAAUCCUCUUAAGGCUAGGCAACCUCAAGAUAGCAGCAGGGCUCCUGAUAAUGUGGAAAAUACCAAUGACAAGGAUAGGGAGAAUGAGGCUAUUGUUAAAAAAGACGAUAUUAAGAGUUCUGUCACUGAAAUCGAGCCCAGCUUCCUUGCUACUCCUCAGGGCCCAACAUCAUCGGAUUCUUCAGUACCAGUUACAAAGGGAAUCUUUGUGAAGCCCCAGAGGGGAAGUAGUAACAUUGAUUACCAAGGAUGGUACACUGAAGGCGAUUCAUUGCCCCCAGCUCCCACUGCCUCAACAUCCUCUCCCUACAUUGAAUACAUAAUUAGUGAAAAAGAGGCUCCCAAAACCACAACGUAUGCUAAUGAAUGGGCGGCUGUGAAUAAGGUUACCGACACCAUCAACUCAAAUGAUCCAUUUAGUCAGGCAAAGCGACCAGCCAUAAACACUAAUUUUGACCGUGAAUGGACGGUAAGGGACUCAAUUAUCAAUCCCACCAGGCCUGACGGUAACAACCUUAAACCAAGUCAAACUUCCACAUCCUCGUACUCGAAUUCAUGGGGAUCAUUUGUGGUUAAGACGGACCUGGUUCCAGAAACUCCUCCGCUAUUUAUUGAAUCAGAAGAUCCCGUAACAGAAGCAGAACUUGCUCCUGAUUCUGAGAAAUUAAAUCCAAAUCAAAGACCAAGUUAUCAAACUCCACCUCCAAGGCUCGUGGAAGACCCUAAGACCGACCUUCCAGAGGCCAUUGCGAACGAGUUUAAUACAGAGGAUCCAACAGAGAAUCCAUUCAGUUCAGAGAACACCAAUCUUCUUCCCCCAAUUUCGUUUGAUCCAGAAUUUGAGGGUGAAGAAUACACAGACAUUCUUGUUGAUUAUGAGUACAAGGAUGAACAAGGGAAUAACCAAGAUGGCACUCCCAAUGCAAAUGAUCCCGAAAUUGAUCCCACCUUAAACGACGAGUCCCGUAAUGACACCUAUGAAAAUGGAGAUUCAAGUCACGAGGAUGACGACACAAAUGACUUAAACGUGAACGAUGGGACAGGGUCGUUUCCUCUUAACGGAGAACGGUAUCCAGAUCAACCUGAUGAAGGAAAACCCUCUGAACUUGAUGAAAGGAACCCGGUUCAACUUGAUGAAAGGAACCCGGUUCAACUUGAUGAAAGGAACCCGGUUCAACUUGAUGAAAGGAACCCGGUUCAACUUGAUGAAAGGAACCCGGUUCAACUUGAUGAAAGGAACCCGGUUCAACUUGAUGAAAGGAACCCGGUUCAACUUGGUGAAAGGAACCCAAUACCAUUUGGUGAGGGGACCCCAGUUCAACGUGGUGAAAGGAACCCGGUUCUCCUUGGUGAAAGGGAUCCAACUCAACUUGGCGAGAGGGAUCAAACGCAACUUGGCGAAAGGAACCCAGUUCAACUUGGCGAAAGGAAUCCAACGCAACUUGGCGAGAGGAACCCCACCCAAAUAGGCGAAAGAAACCCAACGCAACUUGGGGAAAGGAACCCAAUUCAGCUUGGCGAAAGGAACCCAACGCAAAUAGGCGAAAGGAACCCACCUCCGUUUGGUGAAAGGAGCCCAAUUCAGCUUGGUGACAGGAACCCAGCUCCGUUUGAUGAAAGGAAUCCAGUUCGACCCUCGGUAGAUCCAUUCAAAAAUCCUGGCCUUCAAUCACCUCCUCCCACGCCAUUCGGACCCCAACCCCGACCACCAUUCAUUCGAAAUCCUCGACCGCCGUUCCCUCAAAACAACCAAAUUCCCUAUGAUCAUCGGGGACCAUUGCCACAAUCUCCAUUUCCCCCACAUCUGCCGCCUCAGAUUCCAUUCAAACCACAACGGCCUCGACCAAGGCCAAAUGACCCAUUCCUCGGCCAAGGGCAGGGGUCAUUCAACACUUUGGGUGACGGCAACAAUCUGAUAGCAAAAAUUCCAUUGACUCCUUUUAACUCUGAUGAGCCAGAGUCUGGCCAAGGUUUUGUCCCUGGCUUUGUAGAUGAUCCAACAGGGAACCAAGCUAACUCUUACGGAGAUUUUAAUGGCGCUUUUGACGGACAAGACUCGGAAGGGCCCAUAAAAGGUUCAGUGGAAAACGUAGAUAUUAGCCAACCAGAUGGACCACCGACAAGGCCUAUUGGCAAAAAUGAAGAGCCAGAUUACGACUAUAUUGAAUCGGAUCAAGAAAUCUCCUCAUCAAUUGACUCAGUUGAGGGGUCAACUGACCCUCUACCUCCUGGCGUUGAACCAGACACUGGCACCUUUAUUAAUAUCGGACCCUCAGGUCGGGUAUCUUCCACUCCAGCUCAAAGCAUUGUCAAGCCUUCUCUGAUCCGUCCUACCCUUUCGAGGCCAAUCAUUCGACCAACUAGUAUCGAUACUCCAAAUGUUAUUGACAAGAACAUCUUCGUCGCUCGACCCAGCAAUCGACCCUCCAUUUUCCCACCUCGUGUGACUCCGGGUAUUGCUACGAUAACAAGAACCACCAAGCCAAAGGUUACAGAGUCCUCACAAAAUGAAUCAGACUUGAAAAAGCCCCUGAUCAAGGACCCGAGUGCUCCACUUGAAAAAGAAUUGGAGACCAAGAAAAAGGAGGAAGAGGAAGAAGAGACCUUUAAAUUGGCCGGAUCUCCCUAUCUUCCCAGUAUUGGCCAAAAGCCAGGGAACUCUUUCAAACCGGACAAAAUCAUUGACAAUGAUGAUGGUAUCAAGCGAAAAGAAAUCUUAGGGAACAACAUUGAUGGAGCAAUUGUGGAGAGCAUUCCCGGGAAGGCGCUUUCCGCCGAGGAUUCUGAUCCGGAAACCACAUGUCAAAACACUUGCGGGAAAAAUGAGAUUUGUCAGAUCUACUCCCACGAGAUUCGUUGCAAAUGUCGUCCAGGAUUUGGCAGGAGUUCUCCAGGAAAAUCAUGUGAAAAAUCCCGAUCCUACCAACUCGAGGUCCUGACCAAAUCUGAAAGUGAGGAGAUUUUGGUUAUUCGAAUGAGCCCUCAGGCCGUUCAACAAGCCGUGGAAGACACGGUGAAGCGUGAAAUCAAGGAUUCCUAUCAUGGUUCGGAGAUCAUGUCAAUCAAGAUCGGCAAUCAAACCAAACGAGAGGUCCUGUUCUUCGGCGGUGAAAAGAACCUCACGAAAGACGAAUCAAUGGCCAUUCAAAUAGUGGUCCACAUUGCGGACGACGGCCGAAUCAUCACCGACAAACGUUUGCAGUCCAUCCUUGAGGAUCCCAUCAAGGACACCAAACUUCCAUUGGGAGCCGAUGUGACCGUGUCCAGAGUCUCCGUCCAGGAUUUUGACGAAUGUUCAUCUGACGAUCACAAUGAUUGUUCAGAUCAAGCCCAGUGUCUCAAUCAAAAAGGGAGUUACACUUGCGCAUGCAAAGACGGUUAUCAUGACCUCAGUGGAUCUGAUACUCUUCCCGGUCGGGUUUGUUCAGCCACAACCACCGAAUGCGACCUCUGCAAUCGAAACGGCGAGUGUAUCAUUCGCGGGCAAGAUGUCACUUGCGAAUGUCGGGAUUGGUUCGCGGGACGGAAUUGUCAGAUCAACCUGAAAUUGCUCCUCAUUGUGGGUUGCGUUUCCGUGGCCUUGAUGAUCUUCAUCGCUUGCGGUGUAUCUUGUUUCUGUUGUAGAGACAGACAAAAGAAUAUGAUUCCAACUCCCUAUGGCACCAGUACCGUCUCCAGAAUACCGCCCAGUGUGAGAAGCCAUGGCUUAAUGAUGGAUCCACAUGGGACACUCAAAUCCAGUCGAGGAGGCAUGGUUCAAAAGCACAAGCCCAAGAAGAGCUCAAUGACAUCGAGUAACAACUUCAUUCCUCGCCCUGGAAUGAAGAAACAAGGCUCAAAUGCCGGAAGUCACUCCUCGGCGGGCGGAAUGAAGCCUGCUGGAUCCUGGCAGAGUGGCCUGGCACCCGGGGAUAUGCGCAUGCACCCUAAUCCAGCUCUGGUCAUUCCUCGCGCCAGGGUCUCCAAGUCACCCGGACGCUUCAGUUUCCACUCAGAUGACGAGGACCUCAUGGUCCCUAUGGAGACCAAUCGCGCCAUGUCCGAGAGAACGUCCCUUUCGAGUCGCCACCGCAGAAAGAGCGUUCCUUCGUUCGCGUCCGGAUUUAGUCAUGGUGGCCCCGGAUCCGUCGGAGGGGCAUCCCGACGCUCCAGCAACCGAGCCGGGUCGGUUGAUCCCUUGCUAGCGGGCGAUGGGUCUUAUUCGGAUGAUUCACACGGUGGAGGGCGCAAUAUCCACCGCUCUGUUUCCAGGGGCGACCUGGACCGGGCAGAUGCCCAAUCCGUGGCCAGAUCCUACAAUGAGACGAUCAUUCGUCCAGUCACUCGUCCACUGCACACUCCAGCUGCCACAUCAUACCGAAGCAAUCGAUCACAUGCCACCAGCGAGGAUGGGCGGACCAUGGCCGAACGUGACGGCGGAUCCUCGUUUGUUGUCUCGCCAACGCACCAGUUGUACCGACUUCACGACAGUGAUGGCUCUCUCGACUCCCUUUAGAAGAUCAAAUUCUGUUUACGUUCUUCCUCGUUCCCCGGAAAUUCAGGAAUCUCUAUCUGCCUACAACAACGCUGGUGCUAAAUUUCCUCUCAUGUUUCGAACUUGUAAUUCGGCUUCAUCUUCUUCCUGACAAGUCCCUCUCCUAGGAAUCAUACGAAUAUAGGAAAAAUUGACUAGAACAUUUCCAAUCGAAUUCAGAAUCCAAUCAAUCUAGGCCAAAACAACAAAUUUCGUUAAGUUUUAUGAUCUGUUUCUAGAUUUUAUUACCAAUUGUUAUCUCCGUUGCCUUUUUUAUUAACUAUAAUCAAACCUUGUAAAUACGACAAAAAUAGAAAUGUGUUUUACCAAUGUCUAUUACCAGGACCUUUCCAAAGUAUGAAAUAAACUUACUUCUU